AUGUCGCCGGAUCACAACGGUCGCAAAGACGGCACUCAGCAAAGCCCAGACUUGGAGGCUGGCGUAGACAGACCACCAACGUCGCCCAUCUCACGCGCAUUGUGGAACUUCUCGUCGCAAUGGUUCCUUGUCCCCCAGGGAACUGGUAUCAUAGCUGUGAUACUUCAUCAGCUCGACUACCAGUUUCGAGGGCUGGCAAUCAUAUCUGUUAUUGUAUGGAUAUACACUAUCGCAUUGCUGAUGGUGGGUGUGUUGCUAUACCUACUCCGAAUUUUCAUUUACCCUCGGCAUGUUGCUCGUACGCUCCGAACAGACAUUAUUGAGACCGCUUGCCUCGCUAGCAUCUCAAUUACGUCCACAUCAAUUAUCCAAAUGAUUGCUCUUGUGCUUGUCCGCCGGUGGGGACCAGCCUGGGGUAUUGUCGCAUACAUCCUAUGGUGGAUCAACACUGCUAUGGCAGUUAUAGCAGUCAUGGGAAUUCCUUACGUCUUCGUCAAAGUUCAGCCACCCGGUGUCAAAGAAGUCACACCUUGCGUGCUACUCCCAUUAAUCGCAGCUUUGACUUCGGCUGCUGGCGGGGGUGUCAUAUGUCGAUACGGAGCGCUUAGUGACCGUUUACAAGUUCCUGUCAUUAUCGUCUCAUACCUCGAAGUCGGUCUCGGACUUGCCUUGGCAAUGGCAUUCAACCAUGUCUUUGUGACAAGACUUUUUGACAAGUCUUUUCCACCCUUGGAACAGAUAUACCAGGAUAUGAUACUGUGUGGCCCAUUUGGACAAGGCAGCUUCGCUUUACAAAUCCUCGGCCAAGUGGUUUCACGAGGGAGCUUUGCAGGAUACAAUCGAGGCACAUUCUUGACUGCAGAGGCUGCUAAGCCUAUUGGCUUCGCAAGUCAGUUUAUCGGCCUGCUAGCUUGGGGAUAUGGCACAUUUUGGUGGGUUUUCGCUAUUAUCAGUAUCCUACAUACCUUCAUCUCUCAGCCGGGUGGUAUACGAAAGUCGCACUUUACACUGUCUGCUUGGGCCCUUGUCUUUCCUAUGGGUGUGUACACAAACGCCGCUGUACAGUUCGGUAAGAUCAUGGAUUCUCCAGCCUUCAAGGUAUGGUCUACGGUACUAUUGCUACUACUUGUCAUAAUCUGGAUUGUGAACCAAAUUUUUACUGCCAGAGGGCUGUACUCUGGGAAGACCUUAGGAGUCAGGCGGACAGACUAG
This is a messenger RNA of Penicillium subrubescens, 1212 nucleotides long. Its product is annotated as putative malic acid transport protein. Gene Ontology annotation, cellular component: plasma membrane. The transcript has 2 exons. Gene Ontology annotation, molecular function: sulfite transmembrane transporter activity. NCBI's taxonomy places the organism in Eukaryota, Fungi, Ascomycota, Eurotiomycetes, Eurotiales, Aspergillaceae. Bases 1 to 1212 code for a protein of 403 amino acids. Gene Ontology annotation, biological process: sulfite transmembrane transport; transmembrane transport. The record is from RefSeq and is a predicted model, not a curated record.